GUAUUCAGACAAGUGGUUUCCCAUUACCGCCUUCUAUUUUAGUUUUACGGCAUAAAUACGGUGGCCUUUAUCGGUUGCAGUUAGCCUCUUGUCCGUCUAAUCAAGGUGCAUCGGUGUAUCAUUACGUGACAGUUACACUAUCAACUGUGUUGUAACCUAACUACAGAACAACGAUGGGAUCGCCACUUCGAUGGGGAAUUGCUAGCGCUGGGAAGAUCUCGCACGAUUUCGUGAAUGCUGUCGGAACGCUGCCAGCGGCAGACCAUCAGGUAGUAGCUGUAGCUGCUCGAAAGCUGCUGGAUGCUGAAAAAUUUGCCACUCUCCAUGGUAUUGAACGGGCAUACGAAGGCUAUCAGGCGUUGGCGAAAGAUCCAAACGUAGAUGUCGUUUACAUUGGGGCAGUUAAUAACGCACACUACGAGCUCGGAGUGCUGAUGUUACAGCACGGCAAGCAUGUGCUGUGCGAAAAACCGCUCUAUCUGAACGAAGGCCAAUCGAAACGGCUCGUCAAGCUGGCAAGUGAACGGAAUCUCUUCCUCAUGGAAGCUAUCUGGUCCCGAUUUUUCCCGUUUUAUCGUCAGCUACGCGAGCGCAUUGACCGUGGGGAGCUGGGAGAGAUUCGCGAGGUGGAGGUAGAGUUUGGGUUCGUACUGUCCGAUGUCGAUCGCUUGCGGCUCAAGAGUCUCGGCGGAGGCACCGUACUGGAUCUGGGAGUAUACACGAUACAGGUGUGUCUGUGGGCGUUCGGUGGAAAAGCACCGGAAAAAGUGGUGUCGUCUGGUGUGACCAACGACGAGGGCGUUGAUUUGGAGGUAACGGCUGAGCUGCAUUUUCCCGGCGGAGGUAUUGGGCGUAUGAAAACGAGCGCUCUGCGGGAGCUAAAGAAUACUGCCGUAGUUCGUGGCAGUAAAGGCAGUGUAACGCUACACGGCUUCUGGUGUCCACAGUUACUCAUCGAUGUUGACGGCAAGGAACUAGUAGACACGCUUCCCAACGCUCGGCAUCCGUUCAAUUUUACUAACAGUUGUGGUUUACGGUACGAGGCAGAGGAAGUGCGCCAGUGCAUUGUAGCUGGCCGAUUGCAAUCGGCGUCUGUAUCACAUGUGGACAGUUUGCUAAUUGCCCGCAUCCAGGACCAAAUUCGAAAGCAGGUUGGCGUAGUUUUCGCGGAAGAUGCGCAGUUUGCUGUUUAAAAUUCGUUAUCAUCUUCCGUAAACACAUUUAAGCUGCUGCUUCAUUUCAGUGGGGUUUCAGUUGAGGUGUAUUAUUACUUUCAUAUAAUUACUUUCAUAUAUAUAAUUUGACGUGUUGUUGUUGUGUUGUUAUAUCGUUUCUAGCACCAUUACAUUUUAGUACACGUUAGUAUUGGCAGUGGAGCACACCGUAAAAAAUCGGAUAGUAUCGAGUUAGGUUAAUUUCAUUCACUAUUUUCCAGUGAACGUUAAAUUGAGGUGAGCUGAUUUAUUGAAUCAUGUCAUUGCCAUGUUAAUAGUUCGUUCCGUUCCCUUUUACAUCGCGUUCAAAGCAUACCUGAAUCGAACGAUUAGAGUCGAGCGAGUUAACUUGACAUCAUUCUAUUCCCACCUUGUUCAUGCAAAUGACGCAAACGGCACUAAAUGUUGACUGUUUUCGUUCCCACCCUACUAACUAGCCGUUCGGCUUGAAUAAAUUUGACCCAAAAGACUGAUCCUUAAAGACGUUGAAAAUAAAGACGUUCCAUGUACACCAUGCGGUGUACAGCAUGGAUCGGUGAUUCGCGUUGUUACCUUCGUUACCUUCAACGUGUGCGGGCGAAUAGGAGAAUGGUGUCCGUGGAAGUUGGGCGGUAUGCACCGCGGAUAGAUGAGAUUGCUGGCAAAGGCAUUGACCCAGCUCACCAGAAACCAGCGUACAAAGCAUACUACUGCUUGACGCCGUGCACCUCUCCAUGCUCUUCUAUCAAGCACCUUGCCAAUCAAGCACCUUCGUCUUGAUGGAGAGGUUCGGUCUUCAAUGGCAACCGAAAGCAACCCUAGAUAAAGAUAUCGCUUACCGAUCCUUGUGGAGUGAACCUGUAUCUGCUAAUGCCAUAAAUUUAUCCCUAAGCACCUUUCCUUGCAUCGCUGCCUGCGACAGGAUGGGGUUACCACAUGCUUUUCCUUUCGCAUUCCACGCAUUCGGGGUGCGUGGUACGUGUAACUCUUUCACUUCGUACGAAAUUAGAUUGGAAAUGAUAGCCUUCCAUUUGGCUUUUACCUAGCGCUAGAAGCCUUCACAUGAUAACAAGAAAACCGACACACAUAUACACUCAUUGCCGGUUGUUGUGUCUGUGUUUGUGUGGUUUGUGUUAGAAUGACUGGCUGUUUGUAAGUAGGAAUCGGAGGAACAUUCGGCGCCAGUGGCCCGUCGAAAGUGGCAUGCGGGGUUGGCUUGCCCAGCUAAUGGCCAUCCCGUGCACCAGCGACGGAUCGACCGGAAGCUGUCGGUGUUGUCGUCGUUACAAGUGAACGGUAAAUUCAAUCAACCCGAACCACAAGGCACCGGAGUCUGUUCGUUCAAAGGAAAUGAUCCCUGUUUUCGGGGCCCUGUGCAAUAGAGCACAAAAUACAGGAGCGCUGCCAGCAAAGAUUGGUACGUAUUAAAUCACUGGAAUAGAGAAUGCAUACACUCGGCAAAGGUGAUAGAGAAUCUUACUAAUGAAUGUUGAUGAUGUUGAUGGUUGUGAUGAGCUGGGAAGGUACAUAGAUCAGAGUACAAAAACUUAUUGAACACCAAGCUGUGCAACAGUUGCCGGGAUUAUUGAAAAGCUAGCGUGGAGACAAAUAAAUUGAAAAUACUUAUUUUAAACGGGUGUGCUUUAUAUGUAGUGUUAUUUGCAAAAGCCACCAACACUAUUUAUUCAUUAUUUUGUUGCAGUUACACAUUUUUUUUGUGGACUUUUUUUUCGACAUAAUUGUUACCAAAUAUCGUUGAAUUAAUCGAGUUUAUGUUGUGGGACCAACCACAGGAUAUUCGUGGAAACACAUGCAUCAAACCUAAAUGAUACGCAAAAAAUACAAAGCAACUGCAAAAUCUAAGCUACUAUUCUUUUAAAAGUAUACUGCAUUCCAAAGAAGAACCACUUAAAACAUUAACACCUGUUAUUCAAUCGCUUUCAAAUGUGGUAACGCAAAAAGAUGCUGCACGUGUGCUAAUGAAGCAAUUUGGACAAUGCCAUUAGCGAACUUUCUCCCUGAUCACGUAGACGUGUUUGAGUUAAACUUGACUGACAGCUGGUCUGGUUGGGUUUUAGAGCCAACAGAAGGAUAUAGAUUGUCAACAUCUCUCACAUAAAAGUUUUAGCUUACGUGUGUUUGUGGUUAGCGAAUGAAGAAAACAUUAAAAGAAAGAGAAAAAAAAACCAAACAAAAUUGUGAAGGAAACAUAACCAUAGAACAUUUGCGAACAUUCGACUGAUCAGUUGCAAUUGAAGGUAGCGGAACAGGCUACAUAAACUUGCUACCUUGCAGAGAGUUUCCGUAGGCAGAAAGCUGCAGAAAAUCACACCAUGAUGUGCAAUGAGGGCAUUGCGGUGGGUUGCUAAAGAAAUUUAACAAAUUCAAUUUCCGGCCUCACCAACCAUUGUGUUUGUGUAAAAGCUUUGCUGCUUCUCGCAUAGCGCUGCGUAAGGUAAGUCAUGACAGAAAACAAUCCUACAGUUUACACAGUGCUCGACAUAAUGUUACACUUCCUUCUCCCAUUGCCAUUUGGCAGAGCGGCAGAAGAUUGUUAGUUUGCUUCCCUGCGUGCUGACGCGAUAUUAGAGAGAGAGAGAGAGAGAGAGAGAGAGAGAGAGAGAGAGAAAGAGCGAGAAAGCGAUCAUUGUUUGCCAGUGCUUUCAGUACCUUCUCUUUCUGGAGAUCGUUUUGGUAGAAGCUACUCGGUUGCAUUUCCAGACGUUGAGAUGAACCUACGAGGGAACGAACUGCGGCAGAUUGGCUCGCAUAAGAGUAAGCAUAAGACACCGGAAGCCUUCAGCAAACCAGCAAGCUUUUUGCCUUUCCGUACUACAACAGUAAGAAAAUAAAAGGUGGCAAUGCUUUUAAAUAAAUUACUUCCACCAACUUCAAGGUGCGUACCGUUUCGUUCUGGGUUGAGUGUUUACGUCAGUGCUUCAGAGGCUCAAACGCAAUGCUUUUUGUCCAUUUGUCCUUGUUCACUCGGAACAGAUAGAGUUUGCUACAGUUCCAAAAACAUAUCACCGAAAAAUUUCCCCCUUCCACCCCUUGCGAGGUAGGUGCAAAGGCCGUGAUUAAAAGUAAUUAAUUUUAUCGCAAUGCAGAUUGUUGUGGAGCUACGAAAGCACCAGCCUUCGAACUCGUUGAACUAAUCUAAGAAAAGUCAUUUCGCGGGCCAGAAACUUAAACUAUGCACUUCUUACAGAGAGAAUGUCGUAGCCUGCCGUAGCCUUCAAUUCGCUAAUGGGUUUUUGCCAAACGGAUUUUGUCGGCCGGAUCACCCUGGAUGCACUGAGACAUUUUCAAUCAAAUUAGAACGCAUUCGAGUGCAAUUAUGUAGCGCCGUUUCAGGUUGGAAUAUUUGGGGGUUUCUAGACCCGGUUGGCAAGUACUGGUAGGGAGGACAGGUGAAAGAAAAGUUAAACUCCAAAUGAAAUAAAUCUGUUCCGGCAGUUGUGUUUCCAUUAAUUAGGUACAAAACAAAAAGUCGACAAUGCGCUUGGCGCUUGGUGGAUAUUCCAUAAGAGCUUCGUUAUGGUAAUACCAUCAAAUCGGGUCGGUAAUGAGAUAAGCGUUUUAACAAGGUAGUUGUUCUUGCAAAUUCUUGCAGCAAAAAAUCAAUACAUAUAUCACCAAGAACAACCAACAAAGGAAAAUGAAGUUAGUACAUCAAACUCUUUCGUCAAUAGAAGAAUAGCCGCACCAGUUUGGUACGGUCGCGUACAGGAAAGUAAUCGAAACUAAUUGGCAGGUGGCAGUGUCAUGUGCCAUCGGACCGGAAGUGUUCUAUAGCCGUACUUUGUCUGUGCUUCUGGCUUGCUCUGUGCAAAUGGCAUUCUCUUUGCCAUUGCUUCCAAAGUGCCUAAUAAUUUGUACAUCCCCAUCACGUAGGACUCGAAGCGGAAAACGGUGAAACCGACGCCUAAUUUGCCGCUCCCAAAUUAGUGACAGUGUUAUCGAUGCGAUCGAUUUGAGAAACCCCAACACCAAUCGGCGCAGUGAACUAUACGUCGUACUAUUUCUCUGCAAUGUAUGUACACUGAUCCCACACUCUAAUAUCACCCACACAUACACACAUUGGAUUAUUUUUUAAUGUGUCUUCGGAUUUGCUUCCGAAGGGUCGAUACCUGGUGGCAAAAUAAUUAAUAACAACAUCGCUAAUUCGACCGCUCCAACCUAUUGCAAAGCUGCUCAAGGCUUCCCGGUCAGUCUGGCGGCUACGGACGUGGAACAUUUGCGCGACCAAUUCAUGCUCCAGAAUGCACAAAAUCCUACAGAAAGAGGCAUGUGCAGAGUGAUUAAAAUUCAAUUGUCAGACGCUGGCACAGAAUCUCAAUUUAAUGUGGCUGCUUUUGACUCGGUGGCGAACAACGGCACUGGUGUGAAAUGAUUUCACAGCCGGUUCGCCAUUUCCAGCGAUUGACUGCUACCGAAUUGCUUCAAAGCGCACAUUCCGACAGACAAGCGGACAAGCGAAACAAACAAUAAAUUUUCGCUCUCUAAAGCGGAUGAAAAUAUUGAAUUAAUUCAUCUGAGCCAAUAGUGGCAGGAGCAAAGCGGCUCGGUACACGCUUCGGUAUGCAUAGCAGGAUGGUAUCCUAUACAUGGACGUUAAAGGCAGAGUAUUUUGUUCGAAUGUUGCGGAACUCAUAUUAUCUAGCCUGAAGGAAACGUUCUACCAGCGCAAAGUGAAAUCUUCUAAAGUGAGUCCAAUAAUUUUCCAUUUUAUUGGCAUUGUUAAACGGAAACGGUGCAGAUCACGUCCAUGCCAGCCUAUACAGGCUUUCGAGACUUAUUUACUACCACACUGCCGGAUAGUUAGUCCUUGCUAAGAGGGGACUUUUCAAUCUAGAUUUGAACGCAUGCCGGGCAUAUUGUUAAGUCGUACGAAUCGACCACUGUACCACGGGACCACCCACUAUACUUAAAUAAUAAAUAGUUGGCCCAGUAAACCUAGUUAUUUCCAAAUAACUAAAAUAUAUACCAUGUCUCCUUUGUUAUAUGGGAUAUUUGAGACAGCAUCGUAAACUGCUAGGCACUUUGCAUCGAGUGUAAACCUUUAGGCACCUUACACCGAGUGUCAAAGUGCUAUAUACAACAGCAACAAUCUUACUCUUUGUAUGGGAGCUAGAAAAUUGCAAUUCAAUAAUGUUAAGUGUAACAUCUGAAAAUGUUGUAGGUCUAAAACUUAUUAUAAGGUGUGCGCAAAUUUUCGUUGAAAAUGAACCAGCCGUUUUCGGCAAGUGGUGGCAACAAACACCGUGACACGAGAUUUUUAUAUGUAUAGAGCUUGAAUUUUAAGAUAUAGCUUAAAUCACCUAUACUAAUGCUAGUUUGCGAUUUUUGUAAAUCAAUUCCUUCACUGCAAAGCAAAAAUAGAGUUAUUUUUUGUAAAAAAUAAUAAAAAAAUAUACAUAUUUUGGGGUUGCUGUGCAUACUGA
Anopheles arabiensis is the source of this 6637-nucleotide messenger RNA. Its product is annotated as trans-1,2-dihydrobenzene-1,2-diol dehydrogenase-like. The transcript is spliced from 3 exons. The coding region runs from base 174 to 1193 and encodes 339 amino acids. Gene Ontology annotation, molecular function: nucleotide binding. Lineage: Eukaryota; Metazoa; Arthropoda; Insecta; Diptera; Culicidae. The record is from RefSeq and is a predicted model, not a curated record.